This is a messenger RNA of Epithele typhae, 1557 nucleotides long. RefSeq lists its product as uncharacterized. Bases 1 to 1557 code for a protein of 518 amino acids. The transcript has 4 exons. NCBI's taxonomy places the organism in Eukaryota, Fungi, Basidiomycota, Agaricomycetes, Polyporales, Epitheliaceae. The record is from RefSeq and is a predicted model, not a curated record.
AUGCGCUCCACCUCCCUUCUUUCUCUCCACGACGACGUCCUUCUCGUGAUAUUCUCCCUCCUCGGCCGCAACGAUGCGCUCGCGACCUCUUCAACCUCCAGGCUCUUCGCCAACGUCUACUGGGACAGGGACAUUGAAGUAGACAAGGGGGACGCCUCCGAAGCCCGCGCACUUUCGCGGUACAUGCGCGCACCAGAGCCAUAUUCCAAAGUCCCCCGCGUCCAGCACCUCCGCAAUUUCACCCUCCACCACUUUUGUGACGUCGAUGUCCCUCCUCUGCGCAAACUUCUCAGCCAGGCCACCAACCUCCGCACUAUCGAUAUCCACAACUUCGAGCACUUCGUACACCAAGACCGACUCCUCGUAGAAGCUAUCGGCGCCAUGCACAAGCUCGAGCAAGCAAGCCUCAUAAAUAUCGGCCCUGAGACGGUGGCUUCUCUUUCGAAGAUGCUGUCCAGUCGGUACUUGACCUCCUUGACUCUUAAAUUAGACGAUGCGUCCUUCAGCCUCAGGCCUGGUGACAUGGACAUCGAAAAACUCAUCUCAGGCCUCGCCUCCAUGCAGAGCUUGCACACCCUCUCCCUCUUCUCGUACUUCGUGCAGACGGAUCCCCUCCGACUUCCUAAUGCAUUCCAAACCAUCCUUCCCUCCAUCCGCCACCUCUCUUUCUGCUGCUAUCUUCAGACCCCCCUCGGGAUCAUCACCCUGUGUCCAAACGUCACCACCUUGUAUCUUCGGCUGAUUGCGGGGCCUGGAGAGCGGCCUGUGACACUUCGCAUCGCAGAAGAAGACCGUUGGCCCACCGGACUCAAGCGGCUCGACGUCCCUUCCCCCGCGGUCAUCCCAGCUGCGAGGCGUGUCGGGCGCGUCGACUCGCUAGCAUUGGGGGAGAUCUCGCCGAUCUCCGACACAGACGACCUCUCCGAGUUCCUCCAGCUUCUCGUGGCCGUCCGGCCCACCGCCGUCAAGCUACACACUACACCCACGAUCGCAGACCCGGAUCGUGUUUGGGGCACGCUAUGUGGUGUCGCGCCCGGGCUGCGCUCGCUCGACAUCGUGGUCACGUGCGGCGAGUGCGAUGUGCGCGAAUACGUGGAUGACCCAGUGGACAGCUGGCGCGCGACCGAAGCCCGCCGCGUCGAAGCGCUCCGGCCGCUCCCUCCACAGAUCGUCGAGGCGCUUCCGACGCUCCGCGUCCUGGCGCUCUCCUCUUGUCUCCCCGGUCGACAGGCUUCGACACCAGACGAACGCGCGCCAGCACGAGGACCUCGACGAGGGGGUGAUGGCAGCGCUCGCGCGCGAAAACGAUGUGGAGCGGCGGUGGGGACCGACAGCGAGUUCGUGAGCCCCGCGCUGCGGAGGCUGAGGGAGCUGCGGACGGAGAUCCCGCGCGACGAGCGGUGGUGGUGGGUCGAGGGCGACGGCGCGGCGCGCACCCCGGUAGAGAUCUGGAGGGAGGAUGGGGAGAAGGCGCGCGAGCUCAUCAAAGACGCGAGCCUCGACCCUGCGAGAAGCCUCGACGGAUUCUAUUCCGCGAGGUGCCGGUAUGAGUGGUAG